AUGUCUGCCGCCGGGAACGCGUCGCUUCUCCCCUCCGUUAACUUCACCAACCCGUUUGCGCAGCCGUCGUGGCGCGUGGCUCUGUGGUCGCUGGCGUACAGCUCCGUGCUGGUGAUCGCCGUGUUCGGGAACCUGGUGGUCAUCUGGAUCAUCGUGGCACACAAGCGCAUGCGGACGGUCACCAACUACUUCCUUCUGAACCUGGCAGUGUCAGACGCGACCAUGGCGGCGCUCAACACACCGGUCAACUUCGUGUACGCGGCGCACGGGGAUUGGUACUUCGGGGAUGCGUACUGCAAGUUCCACAACUUCUUCCCGGUGGCCUGUGUGUUCGCCAGCAUCUACUCCAUGACCGCCAUAGCCGUGGACAGGUACAUAGCGAUCAUCCACCCACUGAAGCCACGUAUCUCAGCCAUGUUAACCAGAGUGGUGAUCCUGUGUGUGUGGGGAGCAGCGGUGGUGCUGGCCUUCCCGCUGUGCUUCUACUCAAAGACCAAAGCAACUCCCAAUAGGACGCUAUGUUAUGUGGCCUGGCCCCGCCUCUUCAGUGAUGCAUUCAUGUACCACAUCAUCGUAGCUGUGUUGGUGUAUCUGCUGCCCCUAGUGGUGAUUGCGAUUACAUACAGCGUGAUUGGAGUGACAUUGUGGGGGGGCGGCAUGCCAGGAAAUUCUUCUGACAAUUACCAGGAGCAGCUACAGGCAAAGCGCAAGGUGGUGAAGAUGAUGGUGGUGGUGGUGGUGACCUUCGCUCUCUGCUGGUUACCGUAUCACAUCUAUUUCAUCAUCGCAGGUCUUUACUACAAUGUCAGCAAGUGGAAAUUCAUCCAGCAGGUUUAUCUGGCUGUGCUGUGGCUGGCCAUGAGCUCCACCGUAUACAACCCCAUCAUCUAUUGCUGCCUGAACAGCAGGUUCCGCGCAGGUUUUAAGCAGGCGUUCCGCUGGUGUCCCUUCAUCACUGUGUCUCACCUGGAUGAGCUGGAGCUGAAGUCGGCCCGAUUCCAACGGAACCGUCAGAGCAGCCUGUUUGUGUUGACCCGCCUGGAUUCCAGCUUCGACACGCACACCUCACACUCCUCACGUCGAAAGAGCUCUGCCACAAGUCGCCAUAGCAGUCUCAGCAGUCAAUCACGUCUUGCCACCCGCCUCUCUCUUAAUGGCUGUCAGCACACCCCUGCUGUAAACACCAUGCCCACCUAGUGCAGCUUUCAGCCACUCAGACACC
Neoarius graeffei (lesser salmon catfish) is the source of this 1222-nucleotide messenger RNA. RefSeq names its product neuromedin-K receptor. The record is from RefSeq and is a predicted model, not a curated record. Gene Ontology annotation, cellular component: sperm midpiece; plasma membrane. The transcript has 5 exons. Gene Ontology annotation, biological process: positive regulation of flagellated sperm motility; G protein-coupled receptor signaling pathway. Bases 1 to 1197 code for a protein of 398 amino acids. NCBI's taxonomy places the organism in Eukaryota, Metazoa, Chordata, Actinopteri, Siluriformes, Ariidae. Gene Ontology annotation, molecular function: tachykinin receptor activity.